Messenger RNA from Fusarium verticillioides 7600, 971 nucleotides. RefSeq lists its product as hypothetical. Lineage: Eukaryota; Fungi; Ascomycota; Sordariomycetes; Hypocreales; Nectriaceae. Gene Ontology annotation, molecular function: transcription coregulator activity. The record is from RefSeq and is a predicted model, not a curated record. The transcript has 3 exons. Gene Ontology annotation, cellular component: mediator complex. Bases 100 to 579 code for a protein of 159 amino acids. Gene Ontology annotation, biological process: regulation of transcription by RNA polymerase II.
AGCUUCACCAACAUCAAUCACACUUACACUUAUCCAUCAAAACACUACAAGUCUGUGAUACUCUCAAGCAAUAGUACUAUCGAGAGUACAUAUUUCAAGAUGGAUACAUCAACUCCCUCCAAUUUGAUGGACAAACACCAGAAGAUCAUCUCCGAGAUCCUCAGGUCUUACCGCGAUUUGAUAAAUUGCGUCACUGUAAAUGGAAUGGACAAGGAAAAGCCAGGCGACUACGAGGCUCAAGCGAAUAAGCUUAACUUCAGAGACCCCGAUGUCAUGGCAGCAGCUGGCUUAAGGACACAAAGAAAGUUUGACGAACUGUACGAGAGCAUCAAGGAACUACUUGCUCUGACUCGUACGAUCAAAGAGCUCUGGGUGUUUGGACCUGUCGACAGAGCUGAUGAACAUCGCAAACAGAAGGAGGCGCAAAUUGACCGCGACGUUGCGGAAAUCACUACUCUUUUCAACAAGAUUGACGCGAAUGCCAUGCGAGACCUUGCGGAGAAGAACGGUGGCACGUGGGAACCUCAAGGAGAAGCUGCGUUGACAGCACCAGCAGCGCAAGCCCCGACUGGAAAUUAGAGAGGCAUUGGGGCGGCUUCUCGAGAAUCAUCGCCAUCAGACCACAGUUCGGUAACACUGGGACGUGAAUCAUCGGUGGAAAGCGAUUUCCCUGGCCCGUGGGUACCCUUAAGCUGGGGAUGAAUCAGAACGUAGAGGGUCCAGAACGCUCGGUUAUGAUACUCCGGAGAAUUAGGCACGGACACAAUACUCAGUUCCAUGUUCGAAAAGGCGUAUGUUUAGGGUCAUGAGGCAGAAGGCCUUCUAAUGGGCGGGACUGACGAAUAUUAAUAUUGGAUGGCGUUUUCGGAGUUGGUGUUCAAAAAGACUACGAUAUAGAUGGUCGAUUUGGGACCUUUUUAACAAUUCUUAUUACUUUAUUUGCACCGUUUAAUCAUGGCUUAAGCUCCUAA